CUUCAAGUAGGUCCUCAGCUGGCCAAACAACCUUUCCAGAUCCCCUUCCACCCCGAGGAGUUUUGUCCUCCUUCUCUGGAGUAUGUGUUGCCUCGUUUAGGACGAAGUCCUCUUUGUCAUUCGUGUACCCAUGCGAUGCCACAUGGAAUUCCCGCUCCACCUGAUCAUCGGCUUUGAAGGCGAAGGUGCCAUGCCAGCCUUUGGGGUCUUUGACAUGUUUGCCUUCGACGGUGGUAGUAUCGUGCAUGUCAGAUCUGAGUCAUGGUCUAGUUAGCACUCGACAAUAUAUAGUGUCUAUGGCCAAGAGGAGCAAGUUUUUGGUCUCGAGCUGUUGCAUAGGCCAGGGCGACCAGAGUUUUUUUUUGACUUGAACUGAUCGUGUUGCCGGCAUAGAAAAAGUAUCUGACAAAGUUGGCGCCCCCUCUAGUAGCCAUAUUUUCAAGAAGCAACAAUGUAGGAGCAGACACCACUAGCAAGAGUCCAAAUGUUUUAUAUUUUGAUUGUAGGGAUUAUGAAGAGAGGGCCAUCGCGCUCUUCUUAUAUUUUUAUCUUUACCCUGUAAAGAGCGGGGUAAAGUACUGGCCCUGUUCACCAUCCACCCAUCACCACUUCGACUUAUCAUGGCAUGUUACUCUAAAAGAACCGCUUCUUCUAUCCUUGUUUUCUGGGCAUCGAAGUCCCUUCAACUCUCGACUCCAUUGUCACGUCCACCAUCCAUUUGCCGCUCUCGGAAGGUUGAGUUGAGCUUCUCAUCUUCUUAUUCAUCAACGGUAAUGUCGCGCGGGGAAGAAGAUGGAAGGGAGCAUCGCUUCGCCUACAACUGGAUCGACGGUGCAGAGUCACUCGAAAGGUACAAACCUGGGGGUUAUCAUCCUAUCAUGAUUGGGGAUAUGCUACACGAGCGAUACCGCAUCGUGGACAAGCUGGGUUUCGGAGGCUAUUCAACUGUUUGGCUAGCCCAAGACACUCAUCUGAAGCGCUAUGUUGCUGUCAAAGUUGGCAUAGCAAACUCGCUUCCGCAUGAGACUAAGAUUCUGCGAGCUCUUUCCGCGCCACUACCGUUGUCUUCAUUCCUACAUCCAGGGCGCAAUUCAAUUCCUUUCAUCCUAGAUGAAUUCAAGCUACACGGUCCCAAUGGAACUCAUCCAUGCUACACAAUGACCCCCGCACGAUGCAAUCUCAGAGAGGUCUCUUUUAGCCGCCUGUUUCCUCUUGAAGUUACGCGGGCGCUGUCGGGUGGCCUCGCAGUAGCUAUUGCAUAUUUGCAUUCACGAGGCUAUGUCCAUGGAGAUAUCCACCUUCGCAACAUCUUAGUUAAACUCCCAUCAAGUUUCGAUCAGCUCUCGAUCGAACAGUUAUAUGAAGAAUAUGGCAAGCCUGAGACAGUCCCCAUUAUGGAGCGCAAUGGCAAAUCGCUUCCACCCAGUGUUCCAGCAAAGGCAGUGAUCCCACUCCGCCUUGGGAAAAAUGCAGAAGAAUUCUCACUGUCUGACGCGCGUGUGCUUCUUAGUGACUUUGGCGAGGCAUUUGCCCCAGCCUUGGAGGUUCGUCGCGGGGAAGACUGCCACACGCCGUUGGCUAUGCGGGCCCCAGAAGCCCGAUUCGAGCCGCAUGCCCCGCUGUCAUUUUCAGCAGACAUUUGGAGCCUGGCCAUAACAAUCUGGGAGAUUCUUGGCAUGAAGGCCAUUUUCAGUAGCGAAUUCGCGACUGUGGAUGACAUAAUCUCUCAGCAAAUUGAUGUGCUGGGACCAAUUCCCUCAAAGUGGUGGGAGCGAUGGGACGAACGGAGUCAAUUCUUCAACCAGGAUGGACGUCCGAAAGAACGCCGGGAUGUGUGGCCUCCAAUUGAUGAAGCAUUUGAGGAAGGCGUGCAGAAGUAUCGACGGAAGCGUCGAGUAGGUGAGUUUGGUCGGGAGGAAACGGUUGCUCUCCUAGAAUUGAUGCGUCAAAUGCUGGCAUUCCAGCCAGAAGAGCGACCAACAGCCGAAGAGGUCCUCAAGUCAGAGUGGAUGGUCAAGUGGGUGUUGCCUGAUUUUAAGCGCAGUUUGCAGAUAGGCCAAGCUCUCCAAGCAGGGUAGAAAAGGCCCAACAAUGCAAAAAGAAGUAUUAUUAGUAUCCAUAUCUAGAAGGCUAUAUAGCAGGCGGGAAGAGCAAGAAUCUAGUACCUAGUAGCCUAGCAGCUAGCGACACCCUAUCUACGCCUCUUUUUAGCUAGUCGACCUCUAUCAGUUUACACAGUGAACCAUGUAGUUAUCGAUUGACGUCCCACCGAGGCAUUUAAAUGAUCACGAUGCUUGGAUUGGAGGUAUCCGAAGUUACAUAUGUUCGUUUUUCUAGUGAUAACGUAAUCAACCACCCAACGCCCGCGUACACCCAACGCCCGCCCAAUCUUCAUUUUUUCAUCCAUCUUCAAACACUCACAACAUGCACCAUGAAGCAGUUAUACAAGCAGCAAUUGAUGAUUUGAACACACAAUUGAUUCCUAAUUAUACUGAGACUGCUAAAAAAUAUGGAAUCAGUCAAUAUACAUUAUCACAGUGUUAUAGAGGUGUUCAAACAUUAAGAAAGAAAACAAGCUCUAUUCACUGUAAA
Molecule: messenger RNA, 2592 nt
Organism: Blastomyces gilchristii SLH14081
Lineage: Eukaryota; Fungi; Ascomycota; Eurotiomycetes; Onygenales; Ajellomycetaceae
Product: CMGC/SRPK protein kinase
Exons: 3
Coding region: 621-2078 (485 amino acids)
Biological process (GO): spliceosomal complex assembly; protein phosphorylation; regulation of mRNA processing
Molecular function (GO): protein kinase activity; ATP binding
Source: RefSeq, a predicted model, not a curated record